AUGCCUCAUCCUGCUGUUCUGGCAGCAAUCGUAGUCGGAGGCGUCGCAGCUCUGGGUCUGGCCAUUUACAAGCAGUUACAGGAACAAGAGAAUUACUACCAUUAUCAACAGCAGAGUUAUAACUCAAGACAGCAGCAUCGCAAUGUGUUUCGACACAGCAACGAUUUUGAGCUUGACCAAGAUUUCAUGGCAGAAGAAGACGAUAAAGAAGACAACCCUCAUCAUCUACACCAUGAUACUACCCAAUUGCGCAGUAGAAAACCGUAUUCAAAGGGUUUCUCUGAUCAUGAAGAUGAAGCCACUAGCCAUAAUGAAAAAAAAACAGCUACAUCAUCACUUGAUCAAGAUCAAUUCGAGCUAGCAGAACUCGAAAGUUCUAUUGCAGAAAGAAAGAGAAGACUCAUGGCAGAGCAGGCAUUCCUCGAUAGAGAAGAAGAGAACCUUAGAAAUCGUCGUCUGGAGCUUCAAAGGGAAGAGCAAGGUUUCUAUCAAGCUGCUGCAUCUAGUCCCAAUGAAGAAACGGAAUCUGGUGUAUCUGCUGUCGAAGUGUUGGAUCCAUUUGCUACCCACUUUGCUUACAGUGGGAAUGAUGACAGUGACGAUGAUAGUUACUAUCAACAUGGCCAUGGAAAUGCUAGUAGCAGUGGAGAGCAUACAGCCAUUCUUAUCAACAGCAAGAGAGAGGAAUCAGAGAGCAGCGGUGCUCACGAGAGCGACCAUAGCAAUCAUAUGCACUCAUCCAACCUUCAAUUUCCUGAUGCUUCAGAAGUGAUUGUUACUGACUCGGAGGCUGGCACAUCUGUUAGUUCCUCUCGCGCUGUUUCUGAUUCAGAAGAGAGCUGGGAUGCUGUCAGCGAGAAUGAAUGGGCUCGCCAUUCUGAUAACGAAUUUGAACAUUAG
This is a messenger RNA of Mucor velutinosus, 900 nucleotides long. Its product is annotated as guanine nucleotide-binding protein subunit alpha. The transcript has 2 exons. The coding region runs from base 1 to 900 and encodes 299 amino acids. NCBI's taxonomy places the organism in Eukaryota, Fungi, Mucoromycota, Mucoromycetes, Mucorales, Mucoraceae. The record is from RefSeq and is a predicted model, not a curated record.